This is a messenger RNA of Pochonia chlamydosporia 170, 177 nucleotides long. RefSeq lists its product as hypothetical. The record is from RefSeq and is a predicted model, not a curated record. Lineage: Eukaryota; Fungi; Ascomycota; Sordariomycetes; Hypocreales; Clavicipitaceae. The transcript has a single exon. Bases 1 to 177 code for a protein of 58 amino acids.
AUGUUCGGAAUUUGGGGUCCCGGAUUUAUGAGAUGGUUCCUAUUCUCGGUCUGUACCUGGUUCGGCGGGCCACGGUCUUUUUGUCACCCGCGGAUGCUCAUGGAUUCAUUUGAUUUGAAUCUUGCUACGUCUGUUAUAAAUUUGUCAAUGGUGUGGUUGCUUGUGUUGAUGACUUGA